AUGGCUGAAGAAGCACCACCGCCAGUACCACCGGGUGUGGUCGACAAGUUCGCCCUCUUUACCAUGGCUAUCGACGACGUCGAGUCGCUCAACCUGUCGCUCGCACUGGGACCUCCGCCAGAGGCCAAGGAGGAGAGGAAGCAAGGACCAGGAGAAGCAGAGCGGGGAAAGGUCAUCAACUUGGCAGAUGCUAUGCGCCGCUGGGCAAAGUUCUCGGCAUCUGCCACUGUCAUCCAGCGUGCUGUCCGCUCGUGGCUCGCCCGCCGCGGCUUCCGCGCGCGCGCCCCGCUGGAGAUCAUGGCAGCCAAGGCCGAGGCCGAGUCUGUGCUCCUCGCAGAUCGCCGCGCUGCUGCGGUGAACGAGCUGAUUGAGACCGAAGAGGCUUACCUCAACAAGCUCCGCCUGCUCCGUACCUUUUACAUUGAGCCGCUCACCGACAUGCUUGCAGAGUCCAAGCCGCUGCUCUCGGCCUCACAGCUUCGCAGCUUGACGUCCACCCUCGAUCCGCUCCUCAAGCUCACCGAGACCACGCUUGGCAAGCUUCACGCAGCCGUUGAGGCGGCCGGCGGUGAUCUGACGCGCGCCGCGGUAGGCGCUGCACUUGCCGAGCUCGUCCCCUACCUCAAACAGUACAAGGCGUACGCCAACAACUACCAGUACGUCAUGGCUGUGCUGGAGACGGCCAAGGCCGACUCGUCCGCCAUGGCCAAGUUUCUUGACGAUGCCUACCAUGCCUCGGGCCGCAACCCGUACUCGAUGCUCCUAAUGCAGCCGAUCCAGCGGCUGCCGCGGUACCUGCUACUGUUCAAAGUGGUUUUCAAAGCGACUCCCGCGACCCACCCCGACACCGUCCCUGUUAGCGACAUCAUCACUUCGCUCGAGGAAGUUCUCGUCGACGUCGACGCCGAGGUCUCACGCGCUCGCAACGUCAACACCAUGCUCGCGCUGCAGGAGCGGCUGACCGGCGCGGCGCCCAUCCUCGUCGCCGACUCCCGCGCGCUUGUCCACCAGGGCCUGCUUGUCCUGGCCUCGGGCGACGUUCGUGAGGCCUUUCUCUUUACCGACAUGCUCCUGCUUUGCACGCAGGUCAAGUCGGGGCCCAAGCUCAAGGUCAAGGACGUCCUAGCUGUGCCCACCAUGUACGUCACCGGCCUGCCUGAUGAUGCCGAGGACAGAUCAGAGCUUGGCUUCCGCAUCGUCGCCGUCUCCAAAGUCAUCACUGUCUUUGCGAGGAAUGCUGACGACCGCGCAGACUGGAUCACCGCUGUCCUCACCCUCGUCGCCGACCACGUUCGCCGUGACCCCUCGCUCGUCGCCGCCCGCCGGCCGUCGCCCGAAGCCAGCGAUGGCACAGGCAGUGCCAACAUCCCACCGGCCCUUAUUCCGUCGUCAGUCCACCCGACACCGUCGAUUGAGCUGCCGGCGCUCGACGUCGACAACCUCCGCUCCAUCUUUACCAUCCGCUACCUCCGCGCCUCGGUCCUUGCCGAGUACGAGGGCGUGCUCUCCAAGCGCGGCGUCCGCAACACCAGCUUCCGCAAGCGAACCUUUAUCCUCCUCGACAAGUUCCUCUACUACUUUAAGAGCACCAAAAAGGCGGCCGUACCUGCCGGUGUCAUCCCGCUCACCCGUACCUCGCUUGUUCAGUCGCGCGAGUCGGCAAACUCGUCGCAGGGCGGGCCCGAGCGGCGCACCUUUCACCUCCAGGCCCGCUCGUUUGCCGAGUAUAUCGACCUCAAGCAAGCUGUCCACAAGUCACUCGAGACCCCACUCAAGAUCCCCGGCCCCGGCUUUGAGUUCCUACUCUCGAACAUGGUGGGCAAGGAUUGCACCAAUGCCGUCGUCAACCAGGCCGUCCAGCAGCUCGCCGCCUUUACCCUCGCGCCAAUCUCGGACAAGCGCUAUACAAUCAUCAACCGCACUGGCCUAGACAACGUCGUAGGGGCGAUCUGCCACGUCCUCACCACCACCGUUGCCGAGGACGCAGCCAAGUACGCAUGUGUCUGCAUCCGCAACCUGGCCCACUCGCGCGAGACUGCAGCCGCCAUCCAUGACGUCGCCGUCCCGUCGCUGAUCUGGAUCCUCCUCCGCACCGCACCCUACGUUACGCCGAUCGUCAAGCGUGAGGCCGUCUAUGCCCUUCUCCACAUCAACACCCUCUCCCAGCCGAUCCUCUACGCCGAGACCCGUGCCGAGUCGCUCUCCACGGCUGUACUCAAGUACCUUGCCUCUACCUCGCACGUCGCCGGCGACCCGCUCUCCAUUGAGGUCGUUUCGGCCAUGUUCGCCGACGUCGCGUCCAAGGCCUUCCGCCGCACCGCCGUCCUCAACAAGCCCAACUUUGCCAACGUGGUCACUACCCUUCUCCGCCUCUCUGACUACCCGGCAACUGCGGCCCAUGCCGCAUCGGCCCUCGGCUCGCUCGCCUCACACUCGACCAUGUGCCAGCAGCUUCGUUCUGCCGGAAAGACCUCGCUGCUCGAACUCAACGCCGAGUGGGCCGCACUGUUGGUGAGCCACCUCAGCUCGGACAAGAUCUAUCUCGUCCGGGCCGCGCUCCUCGCCAUCCGCAACUUGAUCUCGCGCUCGGUCGUACCGCGUGCCUCGGCCACCACCGCCGUCCGUCGCCUCCUUGCUGCCGGUCUCCUCCCGCAAGUUACCACCAUUGCUCGUGGUGAGCACGAGACGGACGUCCGCAACGGCUGCCGCCUCCACGCCCUCGCCCUGCUUGUCUCGCUUACCGCCUACGACACGCCGAUGACCUCGUUGCUGGACUCGGGCGGCCUCGAGCUUGUGCGGAGUGUGCUUGCCGACGUCUCCGCCGCUCUUGACUCUGCAUCUGAUGGCUCUGCGCUUGACGCGACGCUGAUCAAGCUGCUGUGCCUCGGAGGUUCGAGCGGACCAAGCCGUAUCUUGGACACAGCGCUGUUUGACGACCCCGACUACGAGCCAGGCCUGGUCUCUGGCGAGGCCGCAGGCUAUGCGCUCGACCUCCUCACCCACCUCACGUCGACGCCACUCUUCUCGGUAGCAGCGCUGCCGUCCUUGAUGAUGCCUGGCGGGCGGGCAUCGUCGCUGGUUCCGGCCUCGGCCAUACCCAAUCUGGCCGACGCCGCCCUUGCCUUUGACCCAUUGGCGCUCUGGGCGCUUCUCUCCCAGCUGGCCAAGAACUCCGUGCUGCCGAUUAAUGUCCGCAGCCGUGCUCUCGCCUCGCUGUCUCGCGGGCUCUCGAUCGACUUUGGGGAGAGCCGCGCCGCCAUCGCCGGCUCACUUGUAGACGAUGACGAGCUCCUGCAGGUCAUCGCAACAGCGCUGGACUGGGAGGCGGCUCUGGCACACGCCGCUGAUGUAGGGUCGCUCACUGAGAGCACCUGCGUUUUGGCACCGGAGCGGCUCGACGCGGACGUCGUCGAGUUUCUGGUCAAGUACGAGGGCAUGACCCACACGCCGGCCAUUGUCGCCGCCCGUGAUAGUGGGACACUCUUAUCGUCGUUUACUGUUCCGCCACCAGUCCUGUUCCGCGGCAGCACUGUCGAGUCGCGCCACAUGCUCUCAGCCAUCCAGCUCGCCAUCGCUGCAGCCGAUACCAUCGCCGCACUCUGGGCUUCUGUCACGCCGUCGAAGCAGGCUGUUCUUGGCAAGUUUGGCAGCCUCCUCAUCGAUGGUGUCCUCGAGGUCCUGCCCGAGUGCAAGCUCACCGUCCGCGUCCGCGUCGCUUUUCUUCGCGCCGUGGCAGCCAUCCAUGGUCACACUGCCUUCCGUCCCAACCUCGAGGCGCAAAUACUGCGCGCUGUCCUCGACCACCCGCUCGGCUCAUCGGAGGAAGGCUCUCGGGUCUCGGCCAUGCUUGCGCUCCAGGACCUGCUCCGCGCGACCUCGUUGAACGCAACCAGCGAUGCUGCUGGCGAGGUUGGCGGCAGCAGGGUGAACCCAGCCGAAGCUGUGCUUGCGUCGUUUGCGCCCGGCGCGGCGCCCGAUCCCGGCGCCGGACUCGCCACUUACGCCGCCCUCACUGCUCGCGCCACGCCGGGCGCCAGCAUUGUGCACACUGACAUGGACACGGUUGUUAUUAGCAGCCCUUACAAUGCAUGCGGACCGACCCAGAUGUCUCUCUGCGUCGGUGACCGCGUCCUCGUUGUUCACCGCGCCUCGGCCAUCUGGUGGUACGGCGUCUGCGGCAACCGCCGCGGGUACUUUCCAACGUCGGCCGUGAGCCUCGACUAA
Thecamonas trahens ATCC 50062 is the source of this 4224-nucleotide messenger RNA. RefSeq lists its product as uncharacterized. Gene Ontology annotation, molecular function: protein binding; guanyl-nucleotide exchange factor activity. The record is from RefSeq and is a predicted model, not a curated record. Lineage: Eukaryota; Apusomonadida; Apusomonadidae. The coding region runs from base 1 to 4224 and encodes 1407 amino acids. The transcript is spliced from 2 exons.